Molecule: messenger RNA, 2544 nt
Organism: Mytilus trossulus (common blue mussel)
Lineage: Eukaryota; Metazoa; Mollusca; Bivalvia; Mytilida; Mytilidae
Exons: 6
Coding region: 1-2544 (847 amino acids)
Source: RefSeq, a predicted model, not a curated record
AUGGAUCUCCAUGAAAUUUCACUAGGAGGUUCAAUACACAAAAGGAAGAUUAGAAUUGAUUUUGGGGUUAUGUUUCCCAGUUCAUCCUCGAAUAAUGGCGGAACUUCCGGAUAUAAAAAUGGUAAUGGAAACAAUGGAACAACGAGUCAUACUGAGACACAUACCAGCAGUUCACAUACUGAAACCCAUACUAACGGUGGGAAACACACCGGCGGCAAUGGGAGUAAUGGAAACAACAGUACACACACUGUAACUAAUACCGACCAAAAUGGUAGUCAAACAAGUAAUACUACUAAUAACAAUGGAACCAGUGGUCAUAAUGGCACUAAAGGAAAUACUAAUGGGUCUAAUGGGGGUACCAUUCAUACGGAGUCUCAUACAAGUAAUACACACACAGAAACACAUACCGGUGGCGCAGGGGGUCAUGGAGGUAAACAUUCAUCUAGUUCAAGUAGUUCAAGCAGUAGUUCAAGCAGCAGCAGCAGCAGUAGUAGUUCUACUAGCAGCAGUACAACUACUAAUGGCACGAAUGGUCAUGGUGGAAAGGGAGGAAACAAUACCAGUUCACAUACUAGUACACACACUGAAACACACAGUAGUACUACCAACAACAGUCUGAAUAACAAUGGAAAACAGACCUCUUCUAGUAAUAACUCAAAUAGAAGCAACAGUUCUACACAGUCUAAUGAUAAUAACUCUGGUAAACUCAAUUCGUCAGCUAAUAAUUCCGGUAGUAGCAACAAUGCUUUGCAAUCAAGCACGAACAAUAGUGGAGCCAAAAAUAAAAAUUCCAAUUCAGGCGACCAAAGAAACAGCAGUUCUGGCAAGAACAGUACAAAUACAAGCAAUUCUUCUUCUAACACAAAUACUGCGAAUUCAGCAAACUCUUUCAACAAAAACUCUGCGGCAACGAAUACAAAUACCAGCAAUACAGCAAAUCAAAUGUCAAAUAACAACAAACAAACCGCACAGAACGUAAAUUCUAAUUCAAAUAUAGCAAAUCAAAAUGCAGCUUCAAAGAAUAGUACAUCUAAUCAAAAUACCAACCAAAGUUCAAAUACAGCUAAUAAUAGUAACAAUUCAAACAAACAAUUAUCAAGCAGUGCUCAUGCGUCAACAUCAGCUGUUAAAAUGCAUACUACUAAACGUAUGACUACACCGAAACCGACUACAACCCAAAGACCCACAACUACAAAGAAACCGACUACAACACAAAAGCCCACAACUACACCAAAACCGACAACGACCCAAAAGCCUACAACUACAACAAAACCGACAACGACCCAAAAACUUACGACUACACAAAAACCGACAACGACCCACAAACCAACACCUACACCCCAUCAUCAUCAUAUCCACAGGACCAAUCCUGUACAGAAAAUAAUAACAACUCAGAGACCGAAACCAACGACCAACAAGCCUACAAGCACAACACCAAAACCAACAACAGCCGUUCAUAAAAUUCAUAGAACACACCGUCCCGGUCCAACACCUCCAACCAUCCCACCAACGACCAAAGCGCCAUCUACAGCACAUAAAAUUAAUAGAACUCACCGACCUAGACCAACACCUCCAACCAUCCCACCAACGACCAAGGCGCCAUCUACAACACAUAAAAUGGUGAAAACACAUCGUCCAGGACCAACUCCUCCAACGAUACCUCCAACUACGCAUGCUCAAACAACACGUGCUGGACCUACGCCACCUACAAUGCCAGGAAGUACUGCUGGACCGACACCACCAACAAUGCUUGGAAAUACCGCCGGACCAACGCCACCUACAGUUGUUACAAAUACUGACACAGUAGUCAAAAAUAAAGUUACAACACCGAUGGCAAUCAUUAUCCUCAAAACAACAACGCCAGGCUGUCCCCCGUAUGAUGGUGCCACAUGUCCAGCAGAUUGCCAGUCAUAUGACAUGGAUUUCUGUCCAAUUUGUGACUAUUCUAUUUGUAGUGAGCAAUGUCUAGUUUUACCAUUGUCAUUGAGAUUGAGAUUACAGAUUGAACUUCUAAAUUUACCGAUCUUCCAAAUGGGAAGUGAUCGGUCUGUACAACAUUGGAUAAUAGGAGAACCACCAAAUGGUCUGAAUUGUACAGUCGUUGUCUUACAAAUUUGUGUGCGAUUGUCAGCUGUAUUUGAAUUUCAACAGUCUACAGUUCAUACAUAUCAUACUACAGUUCAACAGUCUACAGAUCAAACAUCUCAUACUACAGCUCAACAGUGUACGAUUCAUACAUCUCAUACUACAACUCAACAGUCUACGAUUCAUACAUCUUAUACCACAGUUCAACAGUCUACAGUUCAUACAUAUCAUACUACAGUUCAACAGUUUACAGUUUAUACAUCUCAUACUUUAGUUCAACAGUCUACAGUUCAUACAUCUCAUACUAAAGUUCAAAAGACUACAGAUCAUACAUCUCAUACUACAGUUCAACAGUCUACAGAUCUUACAUAUCAUACUACAGAUCAACAGUCUACAGAUCAUACAUCUCAUACUAUAGUUCAACAGUCUACAGAUUAUACAUAUCAUACUACAGUUUAA